AUGAGGCAACUACGUAUUGUAUUUCUUGGAGCCGAGCGUGUAGGGAAAACGAGUAUUAUCAAACAAUUUCUGUACGGAUCGUUUCAAGAAGUGACUGAGUCAACUCUUGGAAACUCUUACAAUGAAACUAUUUGCCUUCCUAAUGGUUUAUUUCAACAAGUUCAAAUCAUCGAUACUUCAGGCAGCAAUGAGUUUCCCGCCAUGAGAGACGUCAGUAUUAGGAAUGGAGACUAUUUUGUUGUAAUGUAUGCAGUAGAUAACCCUCAGUCCUUUGAUCAGGCCCACACACUUGUUCAAAAAGUCAAAGACAUAAAAGGAAAAGACUUCAGCAGAAUUAUUCUAGUUGGAAACAAGAUAGACAAGACAAGUGCUAGACAAGUAACUACAGAGGAAGUUUUGAAGAAAUCAGUUACCGAGGAAAUGCUCUGUUUCACUGAAACAAGCGCCAAACUAAACUGUAACAUUAGAUGUCUUUUCCAAAUUAUCUUAAGAAACUAUGUGAAGUCGGAUGAUUUGUAUUUCAAGAAGAAAAACAGAAAGAUAUCAAAAUGUAAAGUUAAGAGUAUAACUGGUUCCUGUUUUAAAGCUAAGAAAACCUCCGUGCAAAAUCUUGUGUAUUCACUUUAUACUAAAAAUAAAUAUUUACAUGUAUGUCCAGCUUAA
Saccostrea echinata is the source of this 663-nucleotide messenger RNA. Its product is annotated as GTP-binding protein Di-Ras1-like. The transcript is spliced from 3 exons. The coding region runs from base 1 to 663 and encodes 220 amino acids. The record is from RefSeq and is a predicted model, not a curated record. NCBI's taxonomy places the organism in Eukaryota, Metazoa, Mollusca, Bivalvia, Ostreida, Ostreidae. Gene Ontology annotation, molecular function: GTPase activity; GTP binding.